AUCAGAGUCUCCUCUUGAACAGCAGCAGCGAAGUAAACCACCUAGAUCCUGGCCUAGAUCCCACCACCAACACCUGCAGCGGAAACGGCCUGUUCAGGAACCAAGUGAGAAGAUGGAAGUGCCGGUUGGAGCAGCCCUGGCACCCCAGAUUCCCAGGUCUAUAUCAGAGUCUCCUCCCCAGCGAUCCCCACCUCAGUCUUCAUCAGCUGGAGAGCAGGAGAAUCCCAGAAACCAGCAGGUUGAACCUGCACUGGAGAAGUCUUGCAACGGUGAUCCCUCUACAGAGCCAAACCAUCACCUGGUGACAAAGAAAAUGGAAUUGCAGGAGAAGUCUCGAUGGGAGAUCCUUCAACAGGAGCAGAAACUUAUGGAAGAAAAGAACAAACGCAAGAAAGCGCUCCUGGCUAAAGCGAUUGCCGAAAGGUCCAAAAGAACUCAGGCGGAAACAGUGAAGUUGAGCCGGAUCCAGAAACAGCUCCAGGCCCUCGAUGAGAUGGUCUCUGCCGACAUUGGGAUCCUGAGGAACAAGAUUGAGCAGGCAAGCUGGGACUACUCGUGUGCCCGGAAGCGUUACGAUAAGGCAGAAGCGGAGUACGUGGCCGCAAAGCUGGAUCUGCAGAAGAAAACGGGGAUCAAGGAGCAGCUCACGGAGCACCUGUGCACCAUCAUACAGCAGAACGAGCUCCGCAAGGCCAGGAGACUGGAGGAGCUGAUGCGGCAGCUGGAGGUGGCGGCAGAGGCAGAAAACCUGGAACUGGAGGUGGAAGCGGAGCAGAUGCUGCAGCAGCAGGAGGCAGAAGCCCGGAGGCAAGCGGCGGAGUCGCAGAGGCCUGCUGCCGUGGGCAUGCAGGAUACGGCCCCACAGGCUGCCGGUAAAGGGCAGGAGAACAAAGACCACGGGGGGUCAGAAGCGCCAGUGGAGCAGCCCACGCCUUCCCAGGCAAGUGGCCACGGUCGAACCGCAAACUCCGAAGAAGUAACUGCUCACAAUACUAGUACAUGAUCCCACAAUCUGGCCAACCUGAUGCUCCCUUCUCCAUCACAUGCUGCAGAGGUAUCUGCUCCGUGGCUACAGGAACCCUCUGAAACGUGGCUGGACGGCAUUGCUUUUCCACUUCUUUUCCCAGUCGGCAUUUUAUUUGUCUGGGCGCUCGCCUUCCUCCCUGCCCAUCUCCCGUGCGCUGUUCUUCCUGACCAAAUGACACGUGGCCCGUUAUGGAAAGGCGGCCGUGCGGAAAGAAACAGUGUUUGACAUGGUGCAUUUGAGAAAAGUCAGCUGGGCCGGGAAGGGGGAAGAGGCUCCCUUGGUGGAAGGUCAAACUACAUCCUGCGUUAACAGGUGACUUUCAUUUACCUGCAAAGGUGCUUCUCUGCGGGGUCCACAGGUCUGACAAGGGGGCUUAAGGAAGGCGCCAUCCGUUGGGUACCUGUUCUCAGGAAGGAGUUCGCACCCUGUGUGCAAACCAGGUCUCCAGUUGUGUGGUUGCACUUUAUUUUGUGCGCAACGGACUCUUGUGCUCCCAGAGGAGGCUUUCGGGGUGCAGCUGUGAUGCUGUUUGUCGCGCUCGACAGUAGCCCUGCCUUUCUGUCUCUCCUCACCAGAGAAGAAUCUGGGAAGGAGGCAACGGCAGUAAUUGCCCGAGCUCCAUCUUGAAUUGCCCGAGGCUUCCUUCAGUGGCCGCCUUCCAUGGGUCUGUGCUAAAUAACAGCUUUGCACCUCUUAUGGCUUAAAGGUUUGCUGUAUCAAAGCGCGAACUCUUUGGGUUGUACUGUAUAAAAUACACCAACAUUUAAUGGGAAAUGCCACCGAAGCAAAGAUGGUCCUUCCUUGCGAUGGCCUCUAACCCUUCACCCCUCCAUUACCAGCCAGUGUGGGAGAUGAUGGGCUUGGCCAACCCAGAACGCCCCCCUUUGGUCACUGGCCGCAGAAAGCGUCCUGCCUUAAUCCCCGUCUGAUAGGUUUUCCUGUGCUGUCAGAGGUGCCAGUCCAUCUUUCUUAUUUGUAUUAUCAAUAAAUGGGACCCAAAUUUCAGUCAACAUAUUUUUCCCAGAUACGCCAUGCGUUGCAUGAGCUCGAUUGUGUUGUUAUUUAUUCUGGUUGCUCUGCGUUCUUUCACUGGGAGUACAAUUGAGUUCUGUUCAGAUUUUUGGCAUACUCUUAUUUUCAAUCUUUAUUUUCCAGUAUUUCUAACCAUUUUACUACUGUUAAAAAUCUAGCCAAAUAAAUUAAUUUCUCAGUAGAGGGUCUUUGAUCUGCCUUACUUUGAAAAGUGAAAAAACGUUUCACAAGAUGGAAUCUAACAGCUUGGGUUACAGGAACAGCCUCACCAGAUAGAAAUCUAUGGGCUGCUGUUUCAUAUAAAUGCAAUACAUCCAUGUAAGGAAAAGCGUUGCAUCUUUUUGCUCUUUGCAAUGUGUUAGGUGGCACCUGAUUCAACCCUCCAUGGUUUGGUAUUGCCCAGGUAUUUGAUUCAAUUUGGUGAACUAUAAGUUUCCCGAUGUCAAAGGUGCUACUUGUCCAUUGUAAAGUAUAACACAGAGAAAUUAAACAAGAGAAUCUUGCCCCC
Molecule: messenger RNA, 2567 nt
Organism: Varanus komodoensis (Komodo dragon)
Lineage: Eukaryota; Metazoa; Chordata; Lepidosauria; Squamata; Varanidae
Gene: GORAB
Product: golgin, RAB6 interacting
Exons: 4
Coding region: 113-1003 (296 amino acids)
Biological process (GO): non-motile cilium assembly
Source: RefSeq, a predicted model, not a curated record